GGCCGGGAUUCCCAGGGUCGUGAGCAAGCGGUGUGGUGUCCACAGCGGCUGUCAUGGUUCGUCCGCUAAACUGUAUCGUCGCUGUGUCCCAGAACAUGGGCAUCGGCAAGAACGGGGACCUGCCCUGGCCGCCGCUCAGGAAUGAAUUCAAGUAUUUCCAAAGGAUGACCACAACCUCAUCCGUAGAAGGUAAACAGAAUUUGGUGAUUAUGGGUAGAAAGACAUGGUUCUCUAUUCCGGAGAAGAAUCGACCUUUAAAGGACAGAAUUAACAUAGUUCUCAGUAGAGACCUCAAGGAACCUCCACAAGGAGCUCAUUUUCUUGCCAAAAGUCUGGAUGAUGCCUUAGAACUGACUGAGCAACCAGAAUUAGCACAUAAAGUGGACAUGGUUUGGGUAGUGGGAGGCAGUUCUGUUUAUAAGGAAGCCAUGAACAGGCCAGGCCACGUUAGACUAUUUGUGACAAGGAUUAUGCAGGAGUUUGAAAGUGACACAUUUUUUCCAGAAAUUGAUUUGGAGAAAUAUAAACUUCUCCCAGAAUACCCAGGUGUUCUUUCUGAUAUCCAGGAGGAGAAAAGCAUUAAGUACAAAUUUGAAGUAUAUGAGAAGAACAAUUAAUGUGAAGGUGUUUUCUGGUUUAUUUCAAGUUAGUUCCCCCUCCCCUCCAAUUACAUAUUUUUUAAUAUUAGAAAAAAAGACUUUUGUGACUUUAGGUCAAUGGCUAAUUAUUUGUAAGCAAUGAGAUUUUAUAAACUAAUCUUAUGUAGACUAUAGUUAAGAUUAGUCUUAACUAUUCCAUAUCAGGUGACCAUUUAUGAAACCUUUUUUGCUGUAGCUGUAUGAUGCCCAUCAAGGACCAGCACCUGCCUACGGUAGCAUAUCUUUCAAAAACCAAAGUUGAAAAAAUUCCCCGAGAACAUGAGUUGAAACUAGGACCUAUAGAGAUAGAACUAGACAGAUUUGUCCAAAGGUCAGACAUGGAUUAUAAACAGAAGAGAUAGAACUCAGAUAUUAAAAGAAAAUUAAAAUAGA
Prionailurus viverrinus (fishing cat) is the source of this 1031-nucleotide messenger RNA. RefSeq names its product dihydrofolate reductase. Gene Ontology annotation, cellular component: mitochondrion. Gene Ontology annotation, molecular function: dihydrofolate reductase activity; NADP binding. The coding region runs from base 54 to 617 and encodes 187 amino acids. NCBI's taxonomy places the organism in Eukaryota, Metazoa, Chordata, Mammalia, Carnivora, Felidae. The transcript has a single exon. Gene Ontology annotation, biological process: tetrahydrofolate biosynthetic process; folic acid metabolic process; dihydrofolate metabolic process. The record is from RefSeq and is a predicted model, not a curated record.